UGAGACGUUCCAAGAUCCAUGCCCUGGGGCCGGGGAUCGGGAAGGUUUACGCGGAACAGAGCGUCGAAAAAACUGCAACAUCGAUCAAUCCACUUUUACUAAGGUUAGCGCUGCGGACUCUGCGACCGUUGUGAUGUCGUCUAGCGAGAUGAGCAGCAGAAACGGCCGUGGCAGCAUGGCUUGGUGGAGGAGAUGCUGGUGUUUGCUGUAUUUGCUCUUGUCGACACUGGAGUACACAUGCCUUCGUGGUGUGAACUGCGCCGACAUUCCAGGCUAUUCGCCAUCGUGUUCAGGAGUGAAGACAUGUUCUGAAUGUCUGGACUUGCAUCAAUCCUGCAUGUGGUGUGCUGAUGAGGCUGAGGAAUGGCGUCAGCGUUCCCGUUGCUUGCCUGUGUCCGAGGCAACACGGGUGAUGUGCCAUGCGCCUAUCAACCCAAGAUCCUCCAUCAACGUACUGCAGGACGAGUCAUUCAAUGUGUCGCAGGUCAAACCUCAGCGCGUAGCUGUAAACCUUCGUUCAGGAUCCAGCUUAACGCUUACGGUGGAACUAUUGCCUAAUCGCAACUAUGAACUGGAUGUGUAUUACUUGAUGGAUCACUCGUUUUCCAUGAGUGAUGACCUGGCCAACAUGAAGAGGUUUGCAACUAGCAUAGCCCGCAGCCUGCAGAACCUGACAUCGCAAUACCAGUUAGGAUAUGGCACAUACGUUGACAAGAUUAUCGCACCUAUCGUGACCACGGGACGCGAUGCCUUCACGCCUCUGAUACCGUGCGCAGGGUGCAAGUAUCCAUACUUGUUCCAGAACUCACUGCCGCUAACGAAUAAUGCAACAUUGUUCCAAGAGACAGUGUCGGCAGAUCACAUAGCAGGUAAUGCAGACAUCCCAGAAGGAACCCUGGAUGCUAUCGUGCAAGUUGCAGUGUGCAAGAAGGAAGUAGGCUGGCGUCAGAACUCCAGACGUGUUCUUCUUGUGGCUACAGAUGCCACCACACACACAGCGGGAGCAGGAAAGCGUUUUGGCAUCCACACACCCAACAGCGGCAAGUGUCACCUGGACAAACAUGGCGUGUACUUGGGUCGGGAUUCGGACUACCCGUCUAUAGCGUACAUGCGCUACGUCCUGGAAAGGGAAAACAUACUGCCCAUAUUCAUGACGGUGGACUCGCAAAAACCCUGGUUUUCUUCGGUUGUCAAUGAAAUGCAAUCAGCAGGAGCUAAGCUCGCCAAGCUGUCCAAAUCAUCAGACAAUGUUCUGGAGAUUCUGGAAACUGAGUUAUUGAGGCUGGUGAGAACGGGACGGAUGUUAGUGCAGCAACAAGCAGGUAUCAACAUUACUGUAUCUGCACAUUGUCCAGACGGAGGCAAUGCUUCAACAGCGGGAUCAGUGGAGUACUGCACAAACUUAGACUUUGGCAAGAAGGCUAGCUUCAAUGUAACACUCACUGCACUCUCAUGUGAAGACCUGAUCAAGACCAAGCAAGUGUUGCUGCGUCUUGUUGGCUAUGGUGAUGUCAUAGUUGAUAUCAACGCUCUCUGCAAGUGCCCGUGUGAACAGAACAAGGAUAACAGCUCAGAUUUUUGCUCGGGUCAGGGAGUCAGUGAAUGUGGCAUCUGCAAGUGCAACCAGGGAUUCAGAAACAAGCAAGCCAACGUAUCCAAUUGUGACUGCGACAUUUUCAGCAACUCAACCUGCAUAGCGAAUGGCACAUCGUCAGUAUGUAGUGAUCGCGGAGAGUGUGUAUGCCAAGAGUGUGUCUGUGGCAAGCCAGCUGGAACAGCCAUUCCGGACGCUGCAUAUUCAGGACAGUAUUGCGAGUGUGACAAUUUCAACUGUCCACUGUCGGAUACCGGUGCUAUUUGUGGAGGUACAUCUCAAGGCUCAUGUGUAUGUGGACAGUGUCAGUGCAAUGCCAAUUAUACCGGCUCAAGUUGCGACUGUUUGCUGCACAGCGGACCCUGCAAGGAAACCAGUGAGAGUGCAGUAUGCAGCGAGGCUGGCACAUGUCACUGUGGUGCAUGCCAAUGCAAGGAUGGCUUCACAGGACCAUACUGUGAGGAUUGUGCAGAUACUAGAUCUCCGUGUGAGCUAGCUGUCAUAUGCUUCAAUUCCACUGAUGGCGGCAGCCUGGGAGAAGCCCUGCCGUCUUGUCCAGGACUCAGCCCAGAGCAGAGUACCGAGGACAAUCCUACUAUUAUUGGCAAGAGAGCCUACCAGUGUGUCUCACCUGUCCCCAUUCAAGCCACACCGACAUGCACUGUCUCAGAGUUCUUUGCAGCGUUUGACACAAGCAAAGGUGACCGUUGUCAUCGGCCAUUCCUGCCAUUCGUCACUAAAGAAUGCACGGUUGCCAAGCCUACUAGCUAUCUUGUCAUAGCCGUUGCUCCAGCCGGUUCUCUGGUUUUAGUGGCACUGGUGACCAUCAUCAUUGUCAAGUUGUGUGUCAUGCACAGGGAUCGACUGGAGUACAAGACUUUCAUCAGAGAGACAAAUAAGAUCAAAAACAAUGGAAUGGCUGAGAAUCCACUGUACAAGGCGGCAACUGUGAAGGUCGUCAACCCGGUGUUUUUCGGAUCUGCCGAUCCUGAUACGAAGCCAGCUGAAAGCAAUUGAGAAGGGAAGGCGGGGAUGUAGGCUUUGCAGUAAGGCCCAGUAUUCAAACACACCAUCUUAUUUCCUGCUGACAAGUCAAGUCUUGGAUCCAAUCGGCCUUACCGGAAGCGGACAGUCGUUAUGCAAGCAUACCUAACACUCUCAGCAUCCUCCUGGGUUUUAAUUGUUGCAAACCUUACAUUUACCAUUGCUGUUCUCUGCAAACUGUAUUGCUGUCAUCAUUAUCACACUGCAGUGGUUUGAUAACCGCAAUCAAUAAGACAAGCUGAAUCGACAUUUGUGUAUACUUUAUUCAUGCAAUGUAAAACGGUGGAGAGUGGAAUAGCUUUUUGUAAGUACGCACUUGAUGUGUAUUUCUCAAAACUUGUAUUCACCUAAAUCCCACUGCAAUGAACAGCAAGGUGGCGUUGAUGUGCAUGGACGAAGCCAGUCGCUGAGAAUGGAAUUUAAAAUUCAAAAUUCAAGGCACUGCACAUCUAAGUGAUGCCAUGUCUAACGUUACAUGAACGCAGUCAUGUUAUUUUUACGCCUUCUUUCUCCACACUGUCUGAGGUAUACGCACUCGUACCUGUUCUAUACACAAUGCCACUGCCAAGAUUCUGUAUUUGCAAUUUAUAGAUAACUUGACCAUGUAUGGAGCAAUGCAGUUUUUCCAUUUUUCAGAAACGGUCUUUGCCCGUAAAUCAA
Molecule: messenger RNA, 3298 nt
Organism: Sycon ciliatum
Lineage: Eukaryota; Metazoa; Porifera; Calcarea; Leucosolenida; Sycettidae
Product: integrin beta-1-like
Exons: 28
Coding region: 134-2611 (825 amino acids)
Biological process (GO): integrin-mediated signaling pathway; cell adhesion mediated by integrin; cell migration
Cellular component (GO): integrin complex; focal adhesion; cell surface
Molecular function (GO): integrin binding
Source: RefSeq, a predicted model, not a curated record